Molecule: messenger RNA, 666 nt
Organism: Tilletiaria anomala UBC 951
Lineage: Eukaryota; Fungi; Basidiomycota; Exobasidiomycetes; Georgefischeriales; Tilletiariaceae
Product: gtp-binding nuclear protein gsp1 ran
Exons: 3
Coding region: 1-666 (221 amino acids)
Biological process (GO): ribosomal subunit export from nucleus; protein import into nucleus
Cellular component (GO): nucleus; cytoplasm
Molecular function (GO): GTPase activity; GTP binding
Source: RefSeq, a predicted model, not a curated record
AUGUCAGCACAACCAGGAGCGGGCGGCGACCAGGUGCCCACCUUCAAGCUCGUCCUUGUCGGUGACGGUGGUACCGGAAAGACCACUUUCGUGAAGCGCCACUUGACCGGAGAGUUCGAGAAGAAGUACAUUGCCACCCUCGGUGUUGAGGUUCACCCCCUUGCCUUCUCCACCAACUUUGGCAACAUUGUGUUCAACGUUUGGGACACCGCAGGCCAGGAGAAGUUCGGCGGUCUUCGGGAUGGCUACUACAUCCAGGGCCAGUGCGGUAUCAUCAUGUUCGAUGUCACCUCGCGUAUCACCUACAAGAACGUGCCCAACUGGCACCGCGACCUUGAGCGCGUGUGUGAGAACAUUCCGAUCGUCUUGUGUGGCAACAAGGUCGACGUCAAGGAGCGAAAAGUCAAGACUGGUGCCGUCACUUUCCACCGCAAGAAGAACCUGCAAUACUUUGAGAUCUCGGCCAAGUCCAACUACAACUUUGAGAAGCCUUUCCUCUGGCUCGCACGCAAGCUCGUCGGCAACAACAACCUUGAAUUUGUCGCUGCGCCGGCACUUGCCCCGCCAGAGGUCCAGGUCGACCCGGCACUCAUGGCCAAGUACCAGGAAGAGCUGGCAAGCGCUGCUGCCGAGCCGCUGCCGGAUGAGGACGAUGGUGAUUUCUAA